This is a messenger RNA of Drosophila persimilis, 384 nucleotides long. RefSeq lists its product as uncharacterized. The transcript is spliced from 5 exons. Bases 1 to 384 code for a protein of 127 amino acids. Lineage: Eukaryota; Metazoa; Arthropoda; Insecta; Diptera; Drosophilidae. The record is from RefSeq and is a predicted model, not a curated record.
AUGAGGUGGCAGUGCCAGUGCGGCAGGAAACGGGACGCGGAACAGCAACACCAACAACAAGUGAACCAGCCCUCGGACAACUCCGUGGUCAGAUCAUCCACCAGCUCAUCCUCAACCUCAACCUCAACUUCGAGUAAGAAAGCUCGAACCAAGGACCGUUUGAAGAGGGGAAACGAGGGCCAUAUUCAUUCGAGCGAAAAGCCAGACGUCGCCUCCUCCUUGCGGUUGUCGUCGUCAGCAUUUUUUGCAUCCUCCGCCGCCUUGGUUCACCCGACAUGCCAGGCGGAGGAAAGGCAGACCUUAGCAGGAUCACACAAUUCAGUUCUAAGAGGGAAUGACGCGGGCAUUUCUUUUGCAGCGUUGGACUUUCGUUUUAUAAGGUAA